Molecule: messenger RNA, 6552 nt
Organism: Pipistrellus kuhlii (Kuhl's pipistrelle)
Lineage: Eukaryota; Metazoa; Chordata; Mammalia; Chiroptera; Vespertilionidae
Gene: FOXP1
Product: forkhead box P1
Exons: 20
Coding region: 491-2557 (688 amino acids)
Biological process (GO): regulation of transcription by RNA polymerase II
Cellular component (GO): nucleus
Molecular function (GO): DNA-binding transcription repressor activity, RNA polymerase II-specific; RNA polymerase II cis-regulatory region sequence-specific DNA binding
Source: RefSeq, a predicted model, not a curated record
UAUCGUGUGCGCCGCCCGCCCUCCCCGGUGCGUGUGCGCGCGCGCGUGUCCGUGUCCGUGUGAGUGUGUGCGCGUGUGUGCGCGGGGCGCGGGCGGGAGUGGGCGCGUGCGGGAAAGGCCUGAAACCACCUUAGUUUGCACCGCGAGAUCCUUUGCAGCGGAGCCCGAAAGUUUGACGAGGAAGAGGCGCGCGGCGAGCCGGGCGGCGGCGCCGAGGACAUGGUGCGGCCGGCGCCGGCUCCGCGGGCGUGAAGGCGGCGCCCCCUCCUCCCUCCGGCGGCGGCGGCGGUGUCCCAGGAGCUUUUGCUUACAAUUCCAGUCUCCAAAAAGAACACUUGGGCGAUGGUGAGGGCCUCGACCCCUUCUCUGACUUGCUGUCAACCAUGAACGAGUGGGUGUGAUGCCUGCUGGCCGUCAGGGUAAGCAGUGACCUUUGGAGGUGACUGUAACUGAAGAUUGCUUCACAGAAGCCACAAAAGGUUUCUGAGUCAUGAUGCAAGAAUCCGGGCCGGAGACAAAAAGCAAUGGUUCGGCCGUCCAGAACGGGUCCAGCAGCGGCAGCCACUUGCUAGAGUGCGGGAGCCUUCGGGAGGCGCGGGCCAACGGGGAGGCGGCCGUGGACGUGGCGCCGGCCGACCUGGCCCACGCGCAGCAGCAGCAGGCUCUUCAGGUGGCAAGACAGCUCCUCCUUCAGCAGCAGCAGCAAGUUAGUGGCAUCAAGUCUCCCAAGAGGAAUGACAAGCAGCCAGCCCUGCAGGUGCCCGUGUCAGUGGCUAUGAUGACACCUCAAGUGAUCACCCCCCAGCAGAUGCAGCAGAUCCUGCAGCAGCAAGUGCUGAGCCCUCAGCAGCUCCAGGUGCUCCUGCAGCAGCAGCAGGCCCUCAUGCUCCAGCAGCAGCAGCUUCAAGAGUUUUAUAAAAAACAACAGGAGCAGUUGCAGCUUCAACUUUUACAACAACAACAUGCUGGAAAACAGCCUAAAGAGCAGCAGCAGGUGGCUCCCCAGCAGCUGGCUUUCCAGCAGCAGCUCUUGCAGAUGCAGCAGCUCCAGCAGCAGCACCUCCUGUCCCUGCAGCGCCAAGGCCUCCUGUCACUGCCGCCCGGCCAGCCCGCGCUGCCCCUGCAGCCCCUCUCGCAAGGCAUGAUUCCAGCAGAACUGCAGCAGCUCUGGAAAGAGGUGACGAGUGCGCACCCUGCCGAGGAGACCACGGGCAGCAGCCAUGGCAGCGUGGAUCUGACCACGGCCACCUGCGUCCCCUCCGCCCCUGCCAAGACCUCCCUCCUCAUGAACCCACAUGCCUCUACCAAUGGACAGCUCUCAGUCCACACCCCCAAGAGGGAAAGCGUGCCCCACGAGGAGCACCCCCACAGCCAUCCACUCUAUGGACACGGCGUGUGCAAGUGGCCAGGCUGCGAAGCAGUGUGCGAAGACUUCCCAUCGUUUCUGAAACAUCUCAACAGUGAGCAUGCGCUGGACGAUAGAAGUACAGCUCAAUGUAGAGUACAAAUGCAGGUUGUUCAGCAGUUAGAGCUACAGCUUGCAAAAGACAAAGAACGCCUGCAAGCCAUGAUGACCCACCUGCACGUGAAGUCCACGGAGCCCAAAGCCGCCCCGCAGCCCCUGAACCUGGUGUCCAGCGUCACGCUCUCCAAGUCCGCGCCGGAGGCCUCCCCGCAGAGCUUACCCCACACGCCCACCACGCCCACCGCGCCCCUCACGCCCGCCACCCAGGGCGCCUCCGUCAUCACCACCACCAGCAUGCACACCGUGGGGCCCAUCCGCAGGCGCUACUCGGACAAGUACAACGUGCCCAUUUCCUCAGCAGAUAUUGCGCAGAACCAAGAAUUUUAUAAGAAUGCAGAAGUUAGACCACCAUUUACAUAUGCAUCUUUAAUUAGGCAGGCCAUUCUCGAGUCUCCAGAAAAGCAGCUAACACUAAACGAAAUCUAUAACUGGUUCACACGAAUGUUUGCUUACUUCCGGCGCAACGCAGCCACGUGGAAGGGUGCCAUUCGCACCAACCUCUCACUGCAUAAGUGCUUUAUCAGAGUAGAGGAUGAGUGUGGGUCCUUUUGGACAGUUGAUGAUGAAGAGUUUAAACGUGGCCGCCAUAUUCAACGAGGCCGUCCUCGCAAAUACUGCCCCGAUGAAAACUCUGACGAGCUUGUCGCACAUAACCCUUCCCUCAUCAAAAACAUGCAGAGCAGCCACGCCUACUGCACGCCUCUCAACGCGGCUUUGCAGGCUUCCAUGGCUGAGAACAGCAUACCUCUGUACACCACCGCUUCCCUGGGCAACCCCGCGCUCGGCGGCCUGGCCAGCGCCAUGCGGGAAGAGCUCAACGGGGCGGUGGAGCACGCCAACAGCACCGAGAGCGACAGCAGCCCCGGCAGAUCGCCAGUGCAGGCUGUGCAUCCGGUGCACGUCAAGGAGGAGCCCCUGGACCCGGAGGAGGCCGAGGGGCCGCUGUCCUUGGUGACCACAGCCAACCACAGCCCCGAGUUUGACCAGGACAGAGAUUACGAAGAUGAAGCGGUAAAUGAGGACAUGGAAUGAACAUCUGGGUAGGCCGACCCCAAAAAUGAAGAUUGGAAAAAACAAAACACGUCAAAAGCGAGCAGUGACGCCGUUCUCCGCUUGCUGUACAGUCUGGAGGAGCGUCACUGCGCUUUGGCAGACUCUGAAAGGUUAACUCAGUGCCAUCCAGAACCCCAUUUGGGAGUAUUUUUGAUUUUUCUACUUUUUGUUGAAAAAAGGAAUUUGUACUCUGUGCAUCGGAUGGACGUGUUUGGUACUCGGGAUUUCCCCUCUAACGGUCAGCAGCUGUUGUAAAUUCGCUAAACCGACUCGCUUUCAGCAGCAGCCUCUGAACUGCAGUCCCGCGGACCGGACCGAGGACGCCCUGCGCGGGCCCGCGCCGAGGCCCGCUCCACGCUCUGCAUGUCGUCACUGCCUUCCUCCAGCGGGGUUUGUUUGGGGGUUUUGCUUCCAGUUGGGAUGGGGAAGGCCUUUGUGUGUUUAUUGGGGGGAGGGGUGAAAAAUAAUUACCCCACACUUUUUAAUGUAUUGCUUUUUCUUCUUGCUUCUCCUCUGCCAUUUUAAGUUCUGACCUCAGGCCUCCGCUGGGGCCCACGGCCUCCUGGGGGCUUCGUGUUCCUGUACCUUGUGAUGAAUGUUCUAGGUGUUUAUUAUACAGCGCUGAAUGUCAGUUCUUGUUUGUAGUUUUCUGUCACUCAUUCCAUUUUUCUUCAGACAUCACCAUGUUUUCUCCAAAGUCAGAAAACAUUCCGUUUUGGUCUUUUUCUAAAAGGUCCAAAUGCUGCACUCUACACAUGCAGGUCCGCGAGCGCGGCCUGCCCGAGAAUGGAUGACAGAAAAGCAGGGGCUCGGAGCAGCCGUGCGGGCGGGAGGGCUGGUUCGAUACGCGCUCUGACCUCGCAGCUGCCUCAUCCUCAGCGACCGCAGCAUCCCACCAGCUCGGGAAACGCAGGCCGCACCCCAGCAGCUCACCAUCUCGGGGCUGGCACCUGGCUGUGAAGGCUCACCUGGUGGGACCAACUCGGGACCAGCCAUGCUGUGCCAGAGUGGGCGCUGUGUUUGCAAAGGGGCCAGAAAGCCGGCUUCCUUGGCAGCCCUGCUGGAGUGGCGAUGGUGGUGGUGGUGGUGGUUUAACACCAGUUCAGACCUCAUGGUGGCAUCAGUCUGUGUGAUCCAGUCAGCUGUCCGGUGGAGACUGAGUUGGGCAGGUGCUGAGGUGUUGGUGUCACGUGCGCAGGCUGGCUGCUGCAGCUCAGUGCGCACGCCCUGAUCACACAGCCCAGGGCAGGCAGGCCUAGGAGACGGAGCGGGCGCGUCCAGCCUGGGCUCUGGGGCAGGAGGGGGGCGGGAGGGCCACUCAGCACCGCCGGCCCGGAGCGCUGGCCACGGCAGCCGCAGCCCUCUGCCCCGCUGCUCCCCUAGGACCGUAGCUCUUGUUUUUAGUUUGAGAGCCCUUUGGAGCUUAAUUUAUAUUCUUUGUACCUUUUUUUCUAAAAUUACCAAAGAUAUUACACAAAGGUAAAUUAUGUUCUCUGUUUUAUGCUUUAUCUGAUGAAGCCAAAUAUCCUCUUAUUGUUGAUCAAAGGAGGGAAGGACUUAGAGGCAAUGGGUGGGCUGUGGCUGCGGAAGCUGAGGAAGAGCUGCUCCUUCGUAGAUGUAGAAGGCCAAGCAGAUGAUGGAACCAAAGUUGUUACUUGUUUUAGUUGUUGGGUAUUUUUCUCUUCUGAAUCUCUACCAAGACCAAAUUCAUUCUUGUAAAGAGAGAUUACGGGGCUACUGGAGACGAGCGUAGGACACGGCAUUACAGCAGUCCCAGGGGAAGGGGGUCCGUCUCACUGCCUGUGCCUGGGGAGCUGCGGUGGCCGGGCCGAGGCGGCACCACGGAGCCCAGAGAGGAGCUCCCGCAGUGGGCCUGCACCUCCCGUGUGAUUCGAGAAGACGCUCCUUAGAGGAGGAUUCACGCCACUUUUGUUUCAGGCUGUGCUGUGGUCACUGUGGUAAUUUUGGUUUCUCUUGGCACAUAUCCUCUUCUUUGUUUAAACGUUUUUUUUCUUUGUUUUCUGAUUAGGCCUUGGCCAGCGUUUUUCAUUUUUUAAUAAAGUAACACUCCUGUCCACUCGUAAGCUUGGUACAAAACUCCUCUGGCAGUGGACCUGACGCGCCUCGGCUCUGCCGGCGCAGCCUGUGGCCGGCCGGCAGCCUCCCCGUGGCCGCUCAGCGGCGGCCAGCAGGGCCUGGGCAGGGCCCGUGCUUCUGAAGAGUGGUGGCUGGUUCGUUUGGUAUUCAAAAGAGGAUAAAAAUCUGGUAGAUUAGUUCAUUCUCAGCAUGUGUAGCUAGACAUGAGUAAAGAGAACAGCAUGAGAAACUGUUAGUACGCAUACCUCAGUUCAAACCUUAGGGAAUGAUUAAAAUUAAAAAAGUCACUCAGUUGCACUUAGUCGUAUGUCUUGCAUGCUUAGUCUAAAGACUGUAGCAAAGGUGAGAAGGAAGAAUUAGACUCCAUGUCGUGCAGGUGUCACAGCCUUGCAGGAGAACCAACUGAAAACAUUCUCAGGCUUACAGCAAGCAGACUCCGCUCUGAUUUCACACUCUGACUGUAUCCCGGGGGCUGCCCCGGCCGCUCCUUAGGAUGUUUAUUAUGUUGUACAUAUAUCCCAACUGUCUGUGUGAAUCUUUGUCUUUCUGGGGGAGGGAGGCGGGCGGAUCUUUUUUUAGAUAUUGUUCCUAAAAAGGAAUAAAUGCAUACACCUGUUUGUCAAAACACCUUUGCUUUUUGUGCAACUGCUUUAUAUUCAUGAUACUUAAAAAAUAGCUUUGGGGAGAAAACUACUGUAUGUAAUGGAAUUGCAGGAUAUGCUGCACAUGUAUUUUAUUUAGUUAUCCUUGCUUUAAGAAUAUCGGAUGACAUUUCCUGACAUGUGGGAGAGAGAAAUUCCCUACCCUUUUUUUCUUUUGCUUUUAAAUUGUAACAUAGUUAACAGACUUUUCCCCCCCUUCUCAUUGAUUGGAGCAUUUUGUACAGGUUUUGUGUGUGUGUGUGUGUGUGCGUGUGCGUGGGCAUGUGUGAUAAUCUGUUUUUUUUUUGAUACAUUCCUAUCCAUUGUGUCUAUCCUACACUGCCUUCCUGGCGAUCUUAAACAAGUUCAUACAUUUGAAAAGAGAAGAAAUGUUUUAACGAUGUUUUCUGCUGCAGUACAUAUUUGCAUGAUAAAAUUGCAGGGCCACACUUUCAAAGCUUAUCAGUGACGUGGUGAUUAAUGGCGAGGAGUGUCAAAGCUAUUGAACUUUUUGUAUUAAAAAAAAAAACACUUUACAAGGUGCCAAAAUGUAAACACAAUUUGUUACAUUUUCUCCAACAAAAAGCAAACCUUAGGGACGUGGUCCCGCGAACCAGGCCAAGCAAGCGCUGUCAGGAAUGACGACCCCACGGCCCCAGAGCCGGUCGCCGGCCGGCCCCACCGACAGCUCUGACACCUCACACCCAUCACCUAACCACCAGCCUGGUUCUUCACCCAAGUGAUGUAAAGCACUGGUUCUUAUUGUGAAAAGAAAGUUACAUGUUUCCUCUCCUUCCCACAUUCCAGCUGAGCUCGUUUCCCAGGGCGCAGGGGGCUUGCGUUCUAAGGGUUUGGGAUGGUGUGGUACCUUCGGUUAACGGUGUGCCCUGUUGAUACUUUGAAUGUGUUUGAGAGUCGGUUUUGCUUUUUUUAUCCUGAGAAUGAGACUUGUAAUCUAACGGCAUCGUGGGCCCCGGCAGUUCACGGUCUCCCCCAGACGGCGCAGACAGCACAGCGGGACCGCCCGCUCCAGGGCGGCGCUGCCAGCAACAGGAACUUCCGUUUUGUUUCGUUUUGAUACGGCAUAAAAGAAACUCAUUCCUUGAUAUCAACUGUAAUUCCAUCAUUCCGUGUCUGUGGAUGCAGACAAUAAAAAAUGUGUAGUCAGUACUGAGGACUGACAUGGCAUUCUCAAAUGCAAUAAAAUGCUGGUUGUUCACACUGGUGGUCAGAGUC